AUGGGUUCAGACGGUGAAGCGAGCUCUCCAAUUGAAAAUGCAGCACCAAAUACAGCUUUAGUGGAAGACCUUGACUUUUCGCGUCGGAUUUUCCAUGUACAACCGUCAUCUGAAACUACUCUGGAUGACAGAGGAGGCCAACCGGGUUUAAAUGAGGCCAGUGGACUCUCUCAUCAUUCAGAUACUGACAACAAUCAACAAGCAGUAAACAAAGGAUCUGGUAGACAAGAAGGCUCUAAAGACAAUGUGGAAGCGAUCAAAGAUGGAACUAAACCUCAGCUCGCAGAAACUACGUUUGGAGAAGCAGAAUCACAGUUGGGCCGCAACAAGGAGACACCGACAGAGAGGUUAAAUUCUCAACGAAGUCCUCAACAGCCAGAAGAACACAAGCCAAAGGUCUCCCACGAUUCAUUUGACAACCUCAAAGAAAAGUCGCGCAAUGUGAGCUCAAUUUCGCGUCGCUCUACUAUGGAGAGUACGAAAGCAGGCUCUGAUUGUGUAGGACCUGAAUCUAUUAUGGAGUUGGAAAAAACAUCACUCGAGGAGGAAAGUAUUCGAAUAUUACAACCUACCACAUCUCGUGGGACACGAAAAUCUUCGGAUAUUGAUCCGAACAAAGCACCUCGAAAUAAUGCUGUCCUCAAUGAACUGUUCACAGAUAUCAUAGCAUCUGCAGCUCCAUCACUUCGACAUCUAGCAUCUCAAAGCACGCUUAGUGAAUCCGUGUCCAGCGCCAAGCGAAGCAAGACCUAUGAGCGACCACAUCGAUUAUCAACUCCAGUGGAAGAGCAAAGACACCCCGGGAAACCGGGAUUAUGGAGUGACCAAUUCAUGAAGAAUAUAGAUGAGAUGGUGGAUUGGGAAACCAAAGAGGUAAACGCAAUAUCGUUGUCCUCCACCAGUAAUCUGGAUGCGUUCGGGGCUCGCGCCAAGACCGAAAAAAAUGAGGAGGUUGUUGCGCCACCAGAGCCACAAGAAUUGGAUGCGGAAAUCGAGUAUCCUGGAACCCUUGCUUUGACGAUUCUCACAAUCGGGCUUUGCUUGUCGGUGCUUUUGAUUUCUUUGGAUAGAACAAUUAUUACAACUGCGAUUCCAUAUAUUAGUGGAGAAUUUCAUUCAUACGCGGACGUUGGGUGGUAUGGAAGUGCAUACCUACUUACGGCAUGCGCGUUCCAACCGAUGUAUGGAAGAAUCUUUACUAUUUUCAGUAUCAAAUGGUCAUAUCUAGGCGCAAACGCGCUAUUUGAGAUAGGAUCAUUGAUUUGUGGUGUAGCUCCGAAUUCUCUCACAUUGAUUAUAGGGCGUGCAAUCGCUGGAGUUGGGAGUGCGGGUAUUUUGACCGGGUCUUUUGUUGUGGUCGCUCAUAGUGUUCCGAUACAGAGACGUCCCGUCUUCACCGCAGCUGUGGGUUUGAUGUUCGGACUAGGAGCUACAGUGGGACCAUUGAUGGGAGGAGUUUUCACAGAUAAAGUAUCAUGGAGAUGGUGUUUCUACUUCAAUCUUCCGGUCGGCUGUGUAACCAUCUUGGCCAUGAUCUUAUUCUUCAACCCUAAGAAUAGCAUAGUCACAAAACGAUCGUUCGGCUCACGAGUUCUGGAUCUCGAUAUUCUUGGAAAUAUUCUUUUGCUCGGUGCAUGCGUUAUGCUUUUCAUAGCUUUCCAGCAUACUGAAGAGGGCAAUUCUUGGUCCAGCGCAAUGGUUAUUGGCCUUCUCGUCGGCUUCAGUGUAACCAUGAUUGUGUUAGGACUGUGGUUUUGGUACAGAGGCGACAAAGCUUUGGUUCCACUUGAGAUCCUCAAGCAACGAACCGUAUUAGCAAGCUGUCUCUUCUCAUUCUUUCUCUAUUCAGCUUUGAUUAUUCACGGCUAUUAUCUUCCUCAGUGGUUUCAAGCGAUCAAGAAUACAUCUGCCAUUACAUCUGGUGUUGACAUGAUUCCAUAUGUCCUCUGUAAUGCUUUCUUCUCACUCGUGGCCGGUGUUCUCGUCUCCAAAUCCGGAUACUUUACACCACCCGCUAUCAUCGGUACAGCAAUCGCUACGAUAGGCUGUGGAUUCAUCAGCACAUUCAGAACUGAUACCACAUCAGCUGAGUGGAUCGGCUACGAACUUCUCAGUUCGACGGGUUUCGGAAUUGCAAUCCAACAAGGAUUUACCGCUGUUCAAACCGUCUUGCCAUUGGAGAAAAUUCCUAUCGGCACCGCUGCGGUGGUCGCAUCGCAGUCUUUUGGUGGUGCAGUUUUUGUUUCUGUUGGAAAUACAAUUCUUCAGAACCAAUUGAAAGCCUCGUAUGACAGUGGACAACUACCAGGAAUCAAUAUCCAGGCAGUUUUGGAUGCUGGUGCCACAGGCUUCAGAUCUGUAGUUGAUGCGGAUCAAUUGCCUGCACUAUUGGAAGUAUACAAUGGUGCUUUACAGAAAGUUUUUAUCGCAGCAAUUCCUGUUACUGCAUUGGCGUUUAUCUCUUCUCUAUUUCUGGAAUGGAAGAGUGUUAAAACUCAGGAGUCCACUGAACAGGUUUGA
Messenger RNA from Botrytis fragariae, 2520 nucleotides. Its product is annotated as putative major facilitator superfamily transporter protein. Gene Ontology annotation, molecular function: transmembrane transporter activity. The transcript has 4 exons. Bases 1 to 2520 code for a protein of 839 amino acids. The record is from RefSeq and is a predicted model, not a curated record. Gene Ontology annotation, biological process: transmembrane transport. Lineage: Eukaryota; Fungi; Ascomycota; Leotiomycetes; Helotiales; Sclerotiniaceae.